Messenger RNA from Echinops telfairi (small Madagascar hedgehog), 1032 nucleotides. RefSeq names its product trace amine-associated receptor 8. Lineage: Eukaryota; Metazoa; Chordata; Mammalia; Afrosoricida; Tenrecidae. The transcript has a single exon. Gene Ontology annotation, biological process: G protein-coupled receptor signaling pathway. The record is from RefSeq and is a predicted model, not a curated record. The coding region runs from base 1 to 1032 and encodes 343 amino acids. Gene Ontology annotation, cellular component: membrane. Gene Ontology annotation, molecular function: trace-amine receptor activity.
AUGGCCAGCAAUUUCUCACAACCUGAGGCGCUGCAGCUCUGCUAUGAGAACGUGAAUGGCUCCUGUAUUAAGUCUCCCUACUCUCCAGGAACCCGGGGGGUUCUGUAUGCAGCUUUUGGCUCUGCCUCUGUGCUCGCUGUAUUUGGAAACUUCUUGGUGAUAAUUUCAGUCCUGCAUUUCAAGCAGCUGCACUCGCCAGCCAACUUUCUGAUCGCCUCCCUGGCCUGUGCUGACUUUUUGGUGGGAGUGACGGUGAUGCCAUUCAGCCUGGUCAGGUCUGUGGAGAGCUGCUGGUACUUUGGGGCCCAGUUUUGCACCCUUCACAGCUGCUUUGACGUGGCGUUUUGCUACUCUUCUCUCUUCCACUUGUGCUUCAUCUCCAUCGACAGGUACAUCGCUGUCACUGACCCUCUGGUCUAUCCGACCAAGUUCACCGUGUCUGUGUCAGGAAUGUGCAUCGGCAUCUCCUGGAUGCUGCCCGUUGUGUACAGCGGCGCCGUGUUCUACACAGGAGUGAAUGAUGACGGUAUGGAGGGGUUGGUAAGUGCCCUCAACUGCAUUGGUGGCUGUCAAAUUGUUGUAAAUCAAGACUGGGUUUUGAUAGAUUUUCUGUUAUUCUUCCUACCUACUCUAGUUAUGAUCAUUCUGUACAGUAAAAUUUUCCUUGUAGCUAAACAACAAGCUAUGAAAAUUGAAACUACAAGUAGUGAAAUCAAAUCCUCAGCAGAGAGUUACAAAGCCAGAGUGGCCAAGAGAGAGAGAAAAGCAGCUAAAACCCUGGGGGUCACUGUGGUAGCAUUUUUGAUUUCAUGGUUACCGUAUACAAUUGACACAUUAAUUGAUGCUUUUAUGGGCUUCAUCACCCCUGCUUAUAUUUAUGAGAUUUGCUGCUGGGGUGCUUAUUAUAAUUCAGCCAUGAACCCUUUGAUUUAUGCUUUAUUUUUUCCUUGGUUUCGGAAAGCCAUAAAACUUAUUCUAAGUGGGGAAGUCUUAAAGAAUAGUUCCUCAACCAUGAGUUUGUUUUCAGAAUAA